Neoarthrinium moseri is the source of this 648-nucleotide messenger RNA. RefSeq lists its product as uncharacterized. Lineage: Eukaryota; Fungi; Ascomycota; Sordariomycetes; Amphisphaeriales; Apiosporaceae. The record is from RefSeq and is a predicted model, not a curated record. Bases 1 to 648 code for a protein of 215 amino acids. The transcript has 2 exons.
AUGGGUCUGUUCCGGAUGUUACUGAUUGGCGUGGCCUUGAUCGUCUCAUUGCCGAUUGCCGCCUUCGUCUUCCUCGCCCUGCGCUUCCAAUAUACAUUGUUGAAGGGAACCAAAACCAAGAGGAACCUGGGCCUGGAUGAUCCAAUCUGGUCUUUAGAGGAAUACCAGAGGCUCUUCGCCCACAGAAAAUGGGCUCAUAUCGAGUCGUUCGCAUGCGCCAAGGAGAUCCCAUUGAGCAGGAUACGGCGCAGCCUGCUCCAGAGCCAAGAGGGACUGGUGUCGGAAGUUUUUCGGGUGGUAUGGAAUCGUCGAGUCAACAUGCAAUCUGGGGGGGCUCCGUCUGACGUAGCACCGACCGUGGGCUCGCGAAGCCAGUCUUCCGACAUUCGAGCAGAGGUGGUGGGUAUCACACCGCAAGAGAUGUCCAUGGCAAUCACCACGGUCCACACCAACUUCACCGGAGGCUUGGAAACUGUUACAGUGGAGAUCAACCCAAGCGCUGAUGUGAUGAUCGUAACGUUCAAAUACCUGUGGCACAAUGAUAUUAUCCUUCCACGAAAGUGGAAGCAGUGGCUGGGCGUCUACAUGCAAUUGACAUCGAGACGAAUGUGGCUUUUGGAUCUUGCCGCGGCCUUGACCAGCCAGUAG